Messenger RNA from Rana temporaria (common frog), 2075 nucleotides. RefSeq names its product pollen-specific leucine-rich repeat extensin-like protein 2. The transcript is spliced from 11 exons. The record is from RefSeq and is a predicted model, not a curated record. Bases 104 to 2011 code for a protein of 635 amino acids. Lineage: Eukaryota; Metazoa; Chordata; Amphibia; Anura; Ranidae.
CGUUGCUGUAUAGAUAGCUGUGCAGGAAGCAUGUGAUUUACUUAUUGGAAGGUGAGGACUGAAGGCGCGGUGUGUGACCCGGCUCAGCCAGAACCAAAUAAGAAUGGGGUAUGCUGAGGACCAUUUUUAUGAUGACUACUUAAGGAGAAACCUUCAUUUGCUGAAUCGUAUAAAAGUCAAUGAGAUGCUGAAUCAGUUAAGAGGAACCUUUACCAUCUCCAAUGGGGAGCAACUAGAGAGACAUUUGGAUAGAGAAGGCAAUACAAACACAGUGUUUAAUUUUCUGAAUGACCUGAGAAGGAGAGACGAUUGGGUGAACCAUUUAUUACAAGCCCUGUGGAACUGUGAGCAUCGUGAACUGUAUUAUACGCUUCGGGAUGAGUACAGGUUGCUUAGACCUAAAAGUGUUUGGGAACCUCCUCCUCCUCCCUACUCAUCUCAUUCUCUACCACCCAAUCCUUAUGACAAUCCUAAAUUGGACAGUCCACGAGGUUACGCAAGUCUUCCAAUUCAGUUGAAUCCCAGCUCUCUGGAACCACAGCCAGGUGCUCCAGUAGCUCCAUCUCGCAGCAGUGUCCAGCCCCAAGAAAGCAGCGAUCCAUCCACCCGACCUAGGGCUCCAAGUCCAAUAGCAAUUGCAGAACAACAGGCUUUACCAUAUGCUGUAGCGCAGCCUGAUGAAGUGGACACCAGGACAUCAGCAGAUGGCAUAUCUAAGACACCGGUGCCAGAAACGUCACCCUCUCCACUAUUUCUGGAAAGCAAUGGAGUUUUAAGUAAGGCUACUAAUCCUACAGAGCAGUAUUCAUCUGCUGCUGCUUCCCUCCCUGCAAGACAGGACAUUGCAAUGAGACACCCACUCCAGGAAAAGUCAGAGAAUCCAGAGGUGGUUCGUUCUAUGGAGCAGCACACCUCCCUGGUAAAUACUCCGCGGAAGGAUGUCGUCAAUAAUCCACCGCACACUCCUGUGAAUCGAGAAGUGGUUGGAAGUGAUGUGUCCAGUCCAUUCAGCUCUCCUAGUGGCAGUAUGAGUGCAAUUAACAACGCUUGGACGCCGCCACAGCAAAGACAAGUGGCUGGGUACUCACAGGUGGUUGGAAGUGAUGUGUCCAGUCCAUUCAGCUCUCCUAGUAGCAGUAUGGGUGCAAUUAACAACGCUUGGACGCCGCCACAGCAAAGAGAAGUGCCCGGGUACUCACAGGUUGCCUCUACCCCUCCUCCAGGCCAGCAGUAUACCGCAAAUGCCUUUAGCCAACGCCACCCGGUGGAAUCUGUCCCAAAUCCGGUCGCAGACGCUCCAUCCCAGCGUCCAUCGGUAUCGAGUUCUGAGUCUGGAGCUAAUGCUGGAGCGGGACACAGGCAGCAACCUACAUAUGAGUCGAGUGUGCAGCCCUCAUCGUGUAGACCAACAGAUGUCGACAAACCAGGAGUGCUGCAGUCUGUUGAUGGCUUUGCAGAUGUCACAAGAGAAACUGACGAGGUCGCUCCAUUAUCUAGGGUACCUGAACUUGAGAUAAGUGUUGAUGACUCGAGUAAUGGGGGUUCCCAGUGUUCGAGUUCUUCCCAACCGUCCGCCGCAAGGGCCAGCAACGGAAGUCCUACACCACGUGACGUGCCGACAACAAGCACGCCUAGUAAUGCAAGCUCAGGCAGAGUUCUUACAAAGAGGCCAGAGGAAAAUGAAGAUCCUACACGAGCUUCUAGCUCUGUUCAUAGCAAGGAUCCAAACAGACAUCAGCCAGAAGAGAACAGCUUUGAGAUUUCCAAUGACUUGAGUUACUACAGAGUUCAGUUCAAUGAACCCCCAUCAGUGGACCUCAUGUCCGGAAACCGUGUGCCGGAACCGAGAACAAGAAGAACCUCAGGAACCAGGGAGACAAGUGACGGCAAGGCAAAUCAAGAAAACGAAAAGCCCAGGGAGGACAACCUGCACAAUCCCCUUGUUAUCGCACUUUCAGCUGCUGUUGUUUGCCUUUCCAUAUACAUAGUAUGGCUCAAAUACAAAAACUAAGGCUCUAAAGCAGUGGUUCUCAACCUGGGGGUCGGGACCCCCUCGGGGGUCAAAUUAUGAUUUG